This is a messenger RNA of Sesamum indicum (sesame), 4005 nucleotides long. RefSeq names its product homeobox-leucine zipper protein REVOLUTA. Gene Ontology annotation, molecular function: DNA-binding transcription factor activity; DNA binding; lipid binding. NCBI's taxonomy places the organism in Eukaryota, Viridiplantae, Streptophyta, Magnoliopsida, Lamiales, Pedaliaceae. The record is from RefSeq and is a predicted model, not a curated record.
CCGAAGAACUGGGGGCUUUUCUUUUUUGGUGGAUGCUACAGCCAAACUACUGCAAAAUGGUUCCGUAUCUCGUUUUGCAUACAAUGACACACUUUCGAUUUGUUUCUAUAUGCGUUUGUAACUCGAAAUCUAUGGAAAUUAAUGUAUUUAUGGAUGGAUUUAUUUUUCUCUUAUUGUACAGAGUGAAUGCAAGUAAUUUCGUAUUUAAUUUUGUUGCUUGCCUGUUUACAUUAAUGGCACAUUUAUCUAAUCGGUAGCUGUUGUAUACUUGGAUUUAUACAGGCAAAUUGGGUGCUUUGUGUAUAAUUAAUUGUUGCAAAUUCGGAAUACAUAUUCACAUUUAUGUAUAUUCCUUAAAAAUCAGAUGGGCUUGUGUUUUCUUUGGUUGUAAUUAUAUUUUUUGUGAUUAUAUCCUGCUUGUGUACUUAAUUUGAAUGUUUAACUUGUAAAUAAGCAUUGCAAAUAUAUACAUGUUUUGUGGAUCAUAUAUACAUGUAUAUAUAUAUAUAUAUAUGUUUGAUUACCUUUUUUAUAGACAAUGGGGCUCAGUCUGUGUUUACUGUUUUCAGUUUAUGUUAAAGUAUGCUAGCAACAUGAUGAUUUGUUAUUAUUUUAUACAUGUAAUCACACACAUGUGAAAUAUUUGUGUUCAUAUUUUUGUGAACAUUUUGAUUUCCUGUUCUUAUAAGCAUGGAUUACAAGCUAUUUUAAUGGUUCGGUUUUGCAUUACUAAUGAAAAAUUGAGAUUGCACAAGAUUUUAAAAGUUUUAAAUGCGGUGAGUAAGAAUUCAUGUAAUAUUGUAACCACUGGGGAUGAAAAAUUAUAGAAAAAGGCAAAACCAAUUUAGAUUCUAGUAAUAUGUUCAGGAUUCAGAGUGAAACAAUGGAAUGAGGUGCAGCGAAUAACAAUGGUCUUAAAGGAGUUAAUUUUUUAGAUUAUGAGAAUCCUGUUGUAAUAUUGACAUAUAUUUGAGAGAUUAGGAAGUUCAAGGCCUCAUUUUUCAAAUCCACCUAAAUUUUAACCGGCGCAGUAAAAGAACAUCAGGUUUGUUGGCGGUCAUUCAAAUUUCCACUACCAAACAAAGAGUCCAAGCUGUUUUAGGUUAUAAAAUGCCAACAAUGACAGUGGUAUAGAGCUUUUGAGUUGUCGAAACUGGAAACUUCACAGCUUUUUGUGUGUGAUCUUCAUUCCCUUUCAUCAGAUUAAUUGUUCACGGAUCUUACAAAGCUGAGUUUUUGAGUCCAAAUUCUGGUCCAGAAAUAUAAGGGUGCUAAUUCUAGCCCAAGUUUCGGUAGUGUAAUGGCAAUAACUGAAAAUGCAGUAGGAGAAACUAGCAAAAGGGUCAAGGGUGCAAAGAGUGGACAUGAACAGGGUUCAAAAUAUACUCGAUACACGGAAGCACAGAUUGAGGUUCUUGAGAAAGUUUAUGCUGAGUGCUCAAAUCCAAAUUACUUUCAGCGGUCAAAGAUUUUGAGGGAACAACCUAAUUUGAGAGGCAUUGACAGCAAACAACUCAAAGUCUGGUUCCAAAAUCACAGAUCUCGUGAAAAGCAGAAGAAAGAAAAUGGUGAACUUCUGGCAGAAAACAAGAAGUUGGCUGCGGCAAACGAGCUUUUAAGGGAAGAGAAUGACUGCUUGCAGCAGAAGGUAGCCCAACUAAUAUGCGAGAAUGAGUAUCUGCAGACCCAAUUCCUCAGUUUAAUUUCUAGAAAUAAAGCUACAACAAAAACCACUGACCUGGGCCUUGCAGCUAGAGCCAACUCUCCGCAGCUGCCACUUUGGAGUGCUGAUAACAACAGCCUUCUCGUGUUGGCUGAGGAGAUCAGGGAAGAGUUCCUCUGUAAAGCUACUGGGACUGCCGUUAACUGGAAGGCUAUCUUGACAGUGAAGCUUCCCAGUCCAAGUUCAGUUGGUGCUAUUUAUGUCUCAGAUACUUGCAUUGGAGUCGCAGCACGAGCAUGCACUAUAAUUCCUAUUGAACCUGUCAAGAUAAUUGAAAUUCUCAAAGAUCGGGCCUCUUGGUCUAGGAACUGCCGCAAUGUGGAUGUACUUGCCGAAUAUCCUGCAGGCAAUGGGGGAGCUAUUGAAUUAAUUUACACACAGUAUUAUGCUCCCACUACCAUGGCCUGUGCUCGUGACUUCUGGACGUUAAGAUACACAUCUGUUUCAGUUGAUGGCAGCUUUGUGGUAUGUGAGAAAUCAGUUUCUGGUUCUGAUGCUGUUCCAAGUUCACCUGCUGUACUAGAAUUUGUGAGAGGCAGGAUGUUGGCUAGUGGCUAUUUGAUUCACCCUUGCGAAGGGGGGUCAAUAAUUCAUCUUAUUGACCACUUGGAUCUAGAGGCGUCAUCUGUUCCAGAGGUGGUUCGACCUCUUUAUGAGUCAUCUGAACUCGUGGCCAAAAAUAUGAUUGUUCCUGCACUUGAGUAUAUUGAGCAUACUGCCAGUGAGACACAUGAUAAAAGAUCACAUGCAUACGGUGAGGGACCUGCUUUUCUGAGAUCUUUCAGCCAAAGACUCAGUAGAGGCUUCAAUGAUGCAAUCACUGGUUUUACUGAAGAUGGGUGGACAUUGUUGGAUGCUGAUGCCCCUGGUGAUAUCAUUGUAUCCGUUAAGCGACUUAAGAAUUUUGAAGACAACAGAAAUUAUGAUAGUGUGAUUUGCAUGAAAGCUUCUUUGCUACUUCAAAAGGUUUUGCCUGCAAAGCUGAUGAUGCUUCUGAAAGAGCGCCGCUCUUGUUGGAUGAAUAUCAACUUAGCUGAUCAUAGUGCAGUAUUUCUGGGACCUGCCUGCUUUGCAUUUCCAGGGUCGAGGACAUACAAUUUAUCUGGAACUGGUGUGCUGCUUGGCCACACCAAUUAUGAGGAUGAGAUAUUGGAAGUUCUGCGGUUUGAUCGCAUUGCUCACCCUCAGCAUAAUGUUUCUUCAGGUGAUUUAUAUCAUUUGCAGAUUUGCAAUGGAAUGGAAGAUUCUGGCGUCGGAGCUUGCUCAGAACUAAUCUUUGCACCAAUUGACAGAACUAUAACAAAUGAUGCUGUUCUAUUAUCUUCUGGAUUUCGGAUCAUAUCAUUGCCUUCAAAUGCAGGGUUGCAGUCAUCAGCCAAUAUGAACUCAACUGGGCCAUCUAAUGCUACUAAUGUCGGAACAGCCGCAAGCAAGCCAUCCUCAGUGUUGAUUCUGGCCUUUCAAUUUCCUUUUGAGACCCAUCUUCAGGACAAAGUUGCAUCCAUUGCUCGGAAAUAUGUCCAACAUGUAAUUUCCUAUGUGAAAAAUAUUUCUUUGGAAGCAAUGCCUUCAGGUUCAAACCCUGAAACGGCCUCCAAUAAAUCAGAUCCAGCCACUAGGCUCAUGAUUGCGCCAGACUCGACUUAUGCUGCCACCCUUGCUAAUUUGAUAUGCCAGAGUUAUAGAUCGAAUUUAGGCGUGGAGAUAUUUGGCUGCAACUGCCCGAGUACCGACUCUUUGUUGGAACUGAUACGGCAUCACCAGUAUGCUAUACUGUGUUUUGCAUUCACGUCUCUGCCAGUGUGCCUGUACGCUAACCAAGCUGGGCUUGACUUGCUAGAGACCACGGCAAACAAUCUGCUAUCCUUAACGGUGGAUAGGAUACUUGGUGGCUCUAAUAAUUUCUCACUAUCUUCCAUCCUCCCAACUAUAAUGCAACAGGGGUAUGCUAUUUUACCACCUGGAUACUGCAUAUCAGAAAUGAACCGUCGGGUUUCGUAUGAACAAGCAGUGGUGUGGCAGGUACAGGGUUCAGAUGGUUCUGUUCCUUGCCUUGCGUUAGCAUUCAUGAAUUGGUCCUUUACUUGAGUUGUUUGAGCUAUCUUGGUACUUUGACGAGUUUGUAAGUAACUUCGGCUGUCUUAUAGAGUUCAUUAACCGUUUCCGUUUAAAACAACUGGAGAUUUGCCAGGAUUCGUAUUCAUGAGACUGUGUGUUGGGGGCGUGAAUGCAUCCCUGUUUAUUGACGUAAAUCAAUCAUCUAUCUUGCACAUUUAGCCUCA